AGUUAUCAUUCAAGCAAUCAAGCAAUCAAGCAAUCAAGCACCCUUUUGUGUUACACUAUUCUGGCAAACACUACAAAGAAAAUAUGGAAGACAGUUCUAAACAUUCCCAUGCACAUCAACCUGUGAGAUCCAUUAGUUUUCCCACUAGAGUUCAUCCUGUUUCUCAGAGAGUUGAAGCACUUCUAAACCACCUAAACCAUCAUCAUUCUCAACCUGUCUCAAGCACUGUAAAUUUGGAAGCAGAAACAAUUCAGAGUGACUUAGUUGUGCUUGCUGAGUUGUAUAACUCCAUGGAGGAACUCUUCCAUUCUCCACAGUCACAACAAGAUCUUCUACGCUACCAAGAUGGGAAAAUCGUUGAAGAAACGUUAUGUGGUUCAGUCACAUUGCUAGACACAUGUGAGUCUGCAAGGGAUUUGUUAUUGGUUCUGAAGGAACACAUGCAAACCCUUCAUUCAGCCUUACGUAGAAGAAAGGGAGAUUCAAACAUCGAAAGCAGCGUUUCUUCUUUUGACAUCUUCAAGAAGAUGGCAAAGAAGACAACUUCCAAACAAAUUGGACAGCUAAAGAGAAUGCAGAAUAAGGUUAAUUCCUUUUGUUUACUGAAUCAACACCAACAGCUAGCAUUUUUUGCCAGAGUUCUAAGAGAAUCAAACACCAUCACCAUCUCUAUAAUACAUUCUCUGUUAGUAUUUUUGUCCAUGCCAUCAUUCGGAACAAAAGGGUCCUCCUCCUUGAUCUCAAAGUUGAAGACCACUGUUUUGUUCUCUUCCCAGAAAGAACAGAAGAACACAAAUGGGAUUGCAGAUCUUAACUGGGUUCUGUGCUCCCUCUUUGGAAGAGAAAAAAAUGGUGAUUCUUGUGGUGAGUUUCAAAGGGUACUAGGAGAGUUGGAGACAUUAAAUGUUAAUAUUGAGGCUCUUGAGAGUGGAUUAGAUUGCAUAUUUAGAUGUUUAGUGAAAAAUAGAGUGUUGUUUUUGAAUAUGCUAGCUCAUUAAAGAGUAUUAAUGGCUGAAAGUAUCUAUUUGUAAAUAUAGAAUCUGCACAAAUCCAUG
Molecule: messenger RNA, 1055 nt
Organism: Vigna angularis (adzuki bean)
Lineage: Eukaryota; Viridiplantae; Streptophyta; Magnoliopsida; Fabales; Fabaceae
Exons: 1
Coding region: 84-998 (304 amino acids)
Biological process (GO): root development; shoot system development
Source: RefSeq, a predicted model, not a curated record